CAAGCUGUGACCCUUGGGGAUCACCAAGGGACGCCAAAUGGCUGCCCUCAUGGGCCCCCAGGGCCACCUGGUGAAUGGCCUCUUGUUGUCAGUGUCCAUCCUGGCCCUGUGGCUGCCCCGAUGCUCCCAGGCCUCCCUCAGCAUCCAGAAGAUUCCAGAAAUGCCCCAGAAGAACCAGGAUCUCCUCCUCUCCCUCCAUGGGGUCCCCAGCACCUUCCAGGAUGUCACCUGGUACCUGGGAGAGACCACGGAUGGGGGUACCAGGCUGUUCACCUACAUCCCAGAGCUGCCCCGGCCCCAGAGGGACGGCGAGGCCAUGGGGCAGAGGGACAUGGUCGGCUUCCGCAAUGGCUCCCUGCUGCUGCGCCAUGCCCAGCCCAGCGACAGCGGCGUCUACCACGUCGCCCUGGCCGUCAACACGGCCUGGACCAUGCGGGCCAAGGCUCACGUCCAGGUGGCCGAAGCACCCACAGAGCCCACCACCGUACAUGUGCCCAUUAACGCCGGGGUGGUGGCCGCUGCCAUCGUGGGGCCUCUGGCCGUGGGCAGCCUCCUCAUCGGUGGCCUUGCCUAUCUCCUGGUGACGCGGGGAUGGAGGGACCAAAGUUCCAGGAUGCCAGCCACAGAGAAGCCAGAGCUGAGACCCAGCAAUGACGCACGUGACAGCAACGUGUAUGAAGUGAUGCCGUCCCCAGUUCUGCUGCUGGCCCCUGUCAGCAGCCCGGGACUCCUGACCCCAGCCUCGCCCCCACUUCCUGAGCCAGAGCCACAGCCGGAACCCCAACACUACCAGGACCUGCUCAACCCGGACCCAGCCCCUUACUGUCAGCUGGUGCCGACUGCCUGAUGGCACAGCCCCUGCCAUCUUCUGGGGG
Messenger RNA from Perognathus longimembris pacificus (Pacific pocket mouse), 875 nucleotides. RefSeq names its product CEA cell adhesion molecule 19 (gene Ceacam19). NCBI's taxonomy places the organism in Eukaryota, Metazoa, Chordata, Mammalia, Rodentia, Heteromyidae. The record is from RefSeq and is a predicted model, not a curated record. The transcript has 7 exons. Bases 38 to 847 code for a protein of 269 amino acids.